AUGGAGGCUGUCCUCCGAGAAUCCCCCUUCGGGCAGCUCGUCCGUCUGGUAACAAAAAACAAAUACUUUCAAUAUCCUGAGGAGAAGGCCGACUUCAAGCUACCUGACGAAUGGAUCAAGGUCAUGGACGGGUCGGGCUCUGCAACCGGCUCCGAAGACACUCAGAUCGAAGCUCAACCCGAAGCUCCAGCCCCAGCACAACAAUCCGACAGUGACGAAAGUCCCAGUGAUGAGAGUCCCAAUGAUGAAAGUCUCAGUCACGUCACGACCCAAAAUAGUCUACCAUUCACAGAAGCCCGCCUCGAAGCGGACGAGCAACACGAAAUCGAAAAAACCAAGUCGAUUCCCAUUUGCCCGAAAAAGACCAAAGAUGGCGCUAUCCUCGUCGACUGGUACUAUACCGAUGACGCCGAGAAUCCACACAACUGGUCCAAUCUCAAGCGUGCUGUGAUGGCAACCAUCAUCUGUCUCUAUACUUUCGUGGUAUACACCACAUCCGCCAUCUACACCUCGUCGGAGGGAGGCAUCAUGCAGGAAUUCGGCGUUAGCGAGGUGCUCGCUACAUUAGGUCUCUCGCUGUAUGUGCUUGGAUACGGAACCGGUCCCUUGCUCUUCUCACCGAUGAGUGAGAUCCCCAUUAUUGGCCGCAACCCAGUCUAUAUCGUGACCAUGUUCCUCUUCGUCAUCAUCUCUAUCCCCACAGCUUUCGUGGGUAACUUCCCUGGCCUGAUGGUGCUCCGGUUUCUGCAGGGAUUCUUCGGCUCACCAUGUCUUGCCUCGGGCGGUGCUUCGAUCGGCGAUAUGUAUAGUCUUAUGUCUCUGCCCUACGCCAUGAUGGCUUGGGUUGCUGCCGCAUAUUGCGGACCUGCCCUCGGUCCACUCCUCAGUGGCUUCUCCGUCCCUGCCAAGUCCUGGCGCUGGUCUCUCUUCGAAUCGAUCUGGGCCUCAGCCCCCGUGUUCCUCCUCAUGUUCUUCUUCCUUCCCGAGACCAGUACCCCGACGAUCCUGCUCAGGCGCGCAAGCCGUCUCCGUCGAAUCUACAACGAUGAUCGCUUCAUGUCCCAGUCUGAGAUCGACCAGCGCAAUAUGCGUGUUUCGGAUAUUACCGUGGAUGCGCUGAUAAAGCCCAUGGAAAUCACGAUCAAGGAUCCCGCUGUGCUCUUCGUCCAGAUCUACACGGCCAUCAUUUACGGCAUCUACUACUCCUUCUUCGAGGUCUUCCCGCUGGUCUACCCGGUUGACUACAACAUGAACCUCGGCCAGAUCGGUCUAGUCUUCCUGUGUGUCUUGGUAUCUUGCCUUAUCGCCAUCGCCGUCUACUUCUCCUACCUAUACUUCUGGAUGAAUCCGCGCAUCCGCCGCUUUGGAUUCCCGGUGCAAGAGCAGCGCCUGAUCCCGGCGCUGCCCGCCUCGUUCGGUCCAACAAUUGGUCUCUUCCUCUUCGCCUGGACAGCUCGCGCCUCGAUCCACUGGAUCGCGCCUACGAUCGGAAUCACCAUCUACGGCGCGACGGUGUUCGUCAUCAUGCAGUGUAUUUUCGUUUAUAUCCCGCUCAGCUACCCCAAAUACGCAGCCAGUCUGUUUGCUGCGAAUGAUUUCUUCCGCAGUGCGUUGGCUUGUGGCAGUGUGCUCAUUGCGCAUCCUUUAUUCGGCAACUUGGGCGUUGCUCGCGGUGUCAGCCUCCUUGGUGGGCUGAGCGUUACUGGUAUCAUUGGUAUCUGGCUGCUUUACUUCCAUGGUGCGAAACUGCGUUCUAUGAGCAAGUUUGCUCUCUCGCCCGGGGCCGCGUUUGAAUAA
This is a messenger RNA of Penicillium riverlandense, 1797 nucleotides long. RefSeq names its product MFS transporter. The transcript has 2 exons. Gene Ontology annotation, biological process: xenobiotic detoxification by transmembrane export across the plasma membrane. Lineage: Eukaryota; Fungi; Ascomycota; Eurotiomycetes; Eurotiales; Aspergillaceae. The coding region runs from base 1 to 1797 and encodes 598 amino acids. Gene Ontology annotation, molecular function: fluconazole transmembrane transporter activity. The record is from RefSeq and is a predicted model, not a curated record.